Molecule: messenger RNA, 1057 nt
Organism: Hibiscus syriacus
Lineage: Eukaryota; Viridiplantae; Streptophyta; Magnoliopsida; Malvales; Malvaceae
Product: protein PYRICULARIA ORYZAE RESISTANCE 21-like
Exons: 3
Coding region: 16-957 (313 amino acids)
Molecular function (GO): metal ion binding
Source: RefSeq, a predicted model, not a curated record
CCUGCCUUACCUUUAAUGGAUUUAAGCUUCAAUUUUAAGGCUCUCUUCAAUCCUCCAUCUCUCUUCCCCAAAAUCAUUUCAUCGUUGAGUUCAGAUUUCAGAUUCCAGAUUCCUCAGUUCCAAGCUAUGGCCGAGAAGAUGGUGAUAAUGGUGCUGAAGGUGGACCUUCAGUGCUCCAAAUGCUACAAGAAGGUGAAGAAAGUGCUCUGUAAAUUCCCUCAAAUCCGAGACCAGAUUUAUGAUACUAAGGCUAACACGGUGACAAUUAAGGUGGUCUGCUGCGAUCCUGAGAGGCUCCGGGACAAGUUGUGUUGCAAGGGCUGCGGAUCCAUCAAGAGCAUUGAGAUCAAACCACCACCGAAACCACCGGCACCGGAGAAACCGAAAGAACCCGAAAAGCCGAAAGAGCCCGAAAAACCCAAAGCUCCCGAAAAGCCGAAAGAGCCCGAGAAGCCCAAAGCACCGGAAAAGCCGAAAGAACCCGAGAAGCCCAAAGCACCGGAAAAGCCGAAAGAACCCGAGAAGCCCAAAGCACCGGAAAAGCCGAAAGAACCCGAGAAGCCCAAAGCACCGGAAAAGCCGAAAGAACCCGAGAAGCCUAAAGAGCCCGAGAAGCCGAAAGAACCCGAGAAGCCUAAAGAACCCGAAAAGCCAAAAGAACCAGAGAAACCGGCACCACCACCAGCUCUACCUCCAGCACCGGCCCCAAAGCCUCCGGAACCCAUUCCUCCACCGCCAAUGGCUUAUCCGCCUACGGGAUGCUGUUGCUCGGAAUGUUAUCAUGGGAUUCCAGGGGGACCUUGCUAUUACGGUGGACCACCUCCACCACCAGUGGCAUGUUACGAGAGUUACGGUAGGCCAGUCUACGACAGCUGGGGCGGGUAUAGCAACUGUUACACAAAGAGGCCGGGUGAAUGCUUUAGCGACGAAAACCCAAACGGAUGCUCAAUCAUGUAAUGUAAAAGCGGCACAUGAGUCAAUUUCAUCACUGAUAAUAACGACGUACAUGUGUUGAUUAAUGAGGUGGGUGGUGGACAAUUGUUGGGUUAUAGAAAAA